AUGGCUGGUGGAGAAGAGAUUCAAGGAGUCAAUGUGUUACAAGCAUCACUGCUUGGCAAGUCUUUUGCUCUCAAGUCUGUGAACAACAGCAAGUACAUGCGGUUCCAAAGUGAAGAAGGUGAGAGGCAGGGCUUUGUGCGGUUCACAACAACCGAUGUUGUGCAGGAGCCCAGAGCCAAGUUUGAAGUGGAGGCGGCGGAUGGCGGCGCCACGAAGGGGAUGGUGCAUAUCCGGUGCUGCUACAACAACAAAUACUUGAGGAGGUGGGACAUCGACCACCACUGGAUUGUAGCCGGUGGUGACAAAAAGGUGGAAGAUCAAACCCACUGGACAUGCACACUGUUCGAGCCUGUGCUAGAAACACCGGCAGAUAGCGAUAAGGACACCAAGGCAGUCAUCCGGCUGCGCCACGUCCAGCUUGGACGCUAUGUCAUGCAGUUCACCCCUCAUGAGGACUUCAAAGAAUGCUUGUUCCCCAUGUCCGACAAGCCUUAUAACGGCAACUAUGAUCUCUUCGAAGUCCUGAAUUGGGCGUCCUUGGUGGUGCUGCCAAAGUAUGUUGCAUUCAAAGGCAACAAUGGAAAAUAUCUAAAGGCGGAUCCAAGUACUAAACAGCUGAGAUUCAACUCCACUGACAUUGGGGAGGAAGGUGUGGCAAUGGAGGUCGAAUCCUUUGCAGAUGGAUAUGUUCGCAUUAAGGGCUUUAAGCAUUCCGAUGGGCUUUACUGGGGUACUAUUCCUUGGUGGUUUAAUAGUCUUGCAAUGAAUGGAACGGUUGGAUCCGGAACCAGUCUAGAUCUCAAUACAGCAUGGUUUUUGCCGGUCAAGGUUGAAGAUAAUGUGAUCGCUCUCAAACACUUUUCUACGCACAAGUUCUGCCGUAGAGGUGUCACUCUCUACAUCGUUGAAGAGCCUGAGGAGUUCAUAGCUAACGCAAGUAGUAUUACAGAAGACACAAAACUGGAGAUGCAUGAGGCUGUUAUCAAAAGGACCAUCUCCAUGAAUUACCGCCUCGACGAUGCCAGGAUCUACAACUUGGCCCCCGUCGCGUUAGACAGGUUCACACACGAUAACCAUGACGACCAUGAGAUCUCUAAAACGGUCACGCUCACCUACAGAAAUGAUGUCACUACUAACUGGGAGGCCAGCAAUACGUGGACGGUGGGUGUUUCGGUCUCGAUCGAGGUGGAAGCGAUUCCAUUCAUCUCUAGUGUCUCCGUCGAAAUGUCGGCGUCGUUUGGCGGAUCAUACACUUGGGGAGAAGCAAAGACGCAGGGACAUGAUAUCUCGGAGUCGGAUGUGUAUACAGUGAGGGGAAAGCAUAGGCUGACUGUGAGCAAACUUGCCACAAGGGGUCAUUGUGACGUCCCUUACUCUUACGUUCAGACAGACUAUCUCCAAAACGGCCAAAUUAUCACCAGUGAAAAGGCUGAUGGCGUUUUCAGAGGCGUCAAUUGCUUCGACAUCCACACCGAGUCCGACCAAACACCACUGUGA
This is a messenger RNA of Fragaria vesca subsp. vesca, 1497 nucleotides long. RefSeq lists its product as uncharacterized. The coding region runs from base 1 to 1497 and encodes 498 amino acids. The transcript has a single exon. The record is from RefSeq and is a predicted model, not a curated record. Lineage: Eukaryota; Viridiplantae; Streptophyta; Magnoliopsida; Rosales; Rosaceae.